Molecule: messenger RNA, 471 nt
Organism: Penicillium subrubescens
Lineage: Eukaryota; Fungi; Ascomycota; Eurotiomycetes; Eurotiales; Aspergillaceae
Exons: 4
Coding region: 1-471 (156 amino acids)
Biological process (GO): transmembrane transport
Cellular component (GO): membrane
Molecular function (GO): transmembrane transporter activity
Source: RefSeq, a predicted model, not a curated record
AUGUGGAGCAACUUGACUGGCACCAAGGCUAUGACCGACUACAGCCCUACUAUCUUCAAAACUGCGGGACUUUCUGGCUCUUCGGUCAGUCAGUUCGCUACCGGCAUCUAUGGUAUUGUGAGGUUUAUUGCCUGCGUUUUCUUUUUGACCGACUCUUUGGACCGGAGGAAGGGACCUUUGUGUACUGGAAUUGUUCAGGGUCUAGCAUUGUAUCUCGUGGGGUUUUAUAUUCUAUUCGAUCCACCUGUGGAAGUAAGCAAUCUAGAUCCUGCUGGGAAUACCCGCUGCGCGCAUGCGAACUCUGCAAAUGGGGAGGCUACAGCUAAGCAGUGGUUAUCCAAUUUGUUGCCGCAACGGCCACGCCCAGCAUGGCUGUCUCUGGAGGAUUUGAAUGAACUCUUUGCCCAGAAUGAUAUCCGGGCAAGAUUUACACCCUCCCGCUUGACUAUCAUUGAAGCCGAUCAAGAUUGA